Molecule: messenger RNA, 747 nt
Organism: Dracunculus medinensis (Guinea worm)
Lineage: Eukaryota; Metazoa; Nematoda; Chromadorea; Rhabditida; Dracunculidae
Source: the annotation of a GenBank genome assembly
AUGAAGUUAAACAUAGCGUACCCAGCCACGGGUUGCCAAAAGGUUUUGGACAUUGACGACGACAAAAAACUGAGGAUUUUUUACGACAAAAGAAUGGCGCAGGAAGUUGAAGCGGAUGCCUUAGGUGAUGAAUGGAAGGGUUAUAUUCUUCGAAUAACUGGUGGAAAUGAUAAAGAAGGCUUUCCAAUGAAGCAAGGUGUGUUAACAAAUAGCAGAGUACGACUUCUUUUGUCGAAAGGGCAAAAAUGCUAUAGGCAACGACGUGAUGGUGAACGUAAGCGUAAAUCAGUUCGUGGAUGUAUCGUUGAUGCUAAUUUAUCAGCUCUCGCUUUAGUCGUUGUUAAAAAAGGUGAAAAAGAAAUAGAAGGCUUGACAGAUACCUCAAUUCCGAAAAGGCUUGGACCGAAAAGGACUUCAAAGAUUCGAAAAUUGUUCAAUCUUUCUAAAAAUGAUGACGUUCGUAAAUAUGUAAUACGUCGUAUACUUCCUCAAAAGAAUGGUAAAAAACCUAAGAGCAAAGCGCCAAAAAUCCAAAGACUUGUAACACCUGUUAAAAUGCAGCGCAAACGUCAUCGCAUUGCUAUGAAGAUAAAACGUUCGGCAAAACGCAAGGAAGAAGAAGCCCAGUAUCAGAAAUUAUUAACAUUAUACACUAAAGAAAAAAUGGCAGAGAAAUUGGCCCGCAGACGUUCAUCCGCAUCUCAUCGUGAUUCUGAAUCUACUCGUCAUAAUAGAAGCAGCAAAUAA